AUGAAUAGAAUUUUAGAACUACUAGGAUUAGAUCAUAAACCAAAAACAUUUGGAGGAAAAGUUUUAAAAGGAUUCCAAAUUAUAACGAUACCUUUAUUUUUGUUUGUUUUAGCUGUUAGACCAUUUGCUGAUGAGAGAAACCAAAGACUGAAAGAGAACAAACAAAAACAAGAGGAAAUGAAACUUGCGAAAAGAGGUCAAGAGAUUAUGGAGAACAGAAUCAAAGAAAACCCAGAGUUGCAAAAGGUGUUUGAUGAUCUGAGGGCUGCCUCAUCACAACAAAACAACAAUAACAAUAAUAACAACAAAAAAUGA
This is a messenger RNA of Heterostelium album PN500, 315 nucleotides long. RefSeq lists its product as uncharacterized. The record is from RefSeq and is a predicted model, not a curated record. The coding region runs from base 1 to 315 and encodes 104 amino acids. Lineage: Eukaryota; Evosea; Eumycetozoa; Acytosteliales; Acytosteliaceae. The transcript is spliced from 3 exons.